Lactuca virosa is the source of this 1071-nucleotide messenger RNA. The record is from the annotation of a GenBank genome assembly. Lineage: Eukaryota; Viridiplantae; Streptophyta; Magnoliopsida; Asterales; Asteraceae.
AUGAAGUUCCAAAAGGGGAGCAAAGUGGAGGUUAUGAACAAGACGGAGCUGCCUACAUCUUGGUGUGUUGCUGAAAUUGUUUCUGGGAAUCGGCAUACUUAUAAUCUGAGAUAUGAUUGUUACCCGGGUGUUGAAAAGGUGUCUAGGGAGUUUAUUAGGCCUUGUCCCCCUCUUUCAAAAGAUUUUCAGAGUUGGAUAGCUGGUGAUAUUGUGGAAGUGUUUGAUGAUAAUGAUAAUUCAUGGAAAACUGCAACUGUUUGUAAAGUUACUGAUCAAGGUCACUUUUCUGUAAGGCCUCAUGGUUUCACCCAUGUAAGAAAUGUCCCAAAAUCGGAAAUCAGGACACGACAAUCCUGGCAAGAUGGUCACUGGGUUCCAAUUGUAAAGAUUUCAGGAAGCUAUGGAGACGUGAAUGCAAAAAAUUGUCAAGAAAACGACAAUGAAGUUGGAUUCCAGGAGUCUCGUGUGGUAUCUUCCAAAACCCUAAAAAGAGCUUCCCCCUUUUGCUCUUCUCCUGGAAAUGCCAAGAAAUUGAAAGAAAACAGAAGAAGACUAAUUCCAAACAAAUCAUUGGAAAAGGUAGAUGCUUUUGGCUUUGCUUGCCCAAAUGACAAAAAAUUAAACGGUUUUUAUGAACCGGAGAAAGAAAAAUUAAACGGUUUUGAUGGUUGUUCUCUUUCAAGAAUACCGGAGCCUGAUAAUACUACUGAUACUGAUAAUGAUACUGAUAAUGACGAAUGCUCUGUUGGUAGUUGUAGCAUUUCUAGUUAUGGUCAAAAUAAGUCAACUAGUCCUUGUAAAGAAACCGAUAAUAUUCUUUCAAGUGAUGCUGAAUCUUUCAAUACUUCAACACCAAUUCCUGAAAAAAGUUGGGCAGAAAGUAUUCAUUGGUUAGAGUUACACGGAUAUCGGUCAACUUUAGAGGCGUUAUAUGCUUCUGGACCUUUAAGUUGGGAAAAAGAAGCAUUAUUGACCAAUCUUCGGAUUAAUCUUCAUAUCUCAAAUGAUGAACAUUUGACAGAGUUAAGGCAUUUAAUUUCUUCGGGAGCUGGUUUUCUUGAUUACCAGUGA